Dinoponera quadriceps is the source of this 584-nucleotide messenger RNA. RefSeq lists its product as uncharacterized. Bases 211 to 465 code for a protein of 84 amino acids. The transcript has a single exon. Lineage: Eukaryota; Metazoa; Arthropoda; Insecta; Hymenoptera; Formicidae. The record is from RefSeq and is a predicted model, not a curated record.
AUAAUAAUUAUAAUAAUAAAUAAUUAUUAAAUAAUUAUACAAUCAAUCUCACGAUGAGAUUGAAACGCAUAUAUUUCAUUAUCACUGUUCUCCGCGUGACUCGACCCUCGAUAGAUCCUGCAAAAUGUUUCGCAAAUUUCCAGACGAUAUUUCUUAAGCAGACCGAUUCUUUUUUCAGUACCCGCUCAGUGCGAGAAGCAGCGUGAUAAGAUGGAUGACCUGUUCUCCAUCAUGCUGGUUGUCAUUCUCGCGAUCGGCGGCUUGAUGAUGAUGACUGCGCUGUUAACCUGCUACGUGUGCAUAUUCCGGGAUUUGUGUUGUCGUCCGGAGAACAGAUUCAAAAGACGGCACCGACAGAAUCAACAACGGGAAUGCGACAAUCCCACUAGAGACAGAUCAGGCGCGAUACCGUUGAACGAUAUUACGCAAGGAGAGAGUAUGCCGACGGAAUCUGAGAAGGUUUAAACAGAGCCCCCCCCCUCUCUCUCCCCUCUUUCCUUGCGAUAAUGCGACCGUAAAAGCAACUACCCUACAUUUUAUAGUGUAGAAUAAACUGAAACUGUAGAAAGUAGACAAUGAAGAGG